Molecule: messenger RNA, 909 nt
Organism: Enterobius vermicularis (human pinworm)
Lineage: Eukaryota; Metazoa; Nematoda; Chromadorea; Rhabditida; Oxyuridae
Source: the annotation of a GenBank genome assembly
AUGCCAAUGAUGACGACCAAUGCGAUAAGUUACUGCUUUGCCAAUUUUACAGAUGUGGAAAGAGAAGAGUUUCAGAGAACUAGCAAAGUAGACCUGGAUACGGUUUAUCACAUAUAUUUUGGUUGGAUUCCGUUACCAGUGGCAUUCUGUGGACUUCUGUUAACAACGCUGCACAUUAUGGCUGUAUAUCAUGCAAUUCGCUUGAAACGAGUUAGCCGAAAAUGUUAUUUAUUAAUUUUAAACAAAUCGAUCGGUGAUAUACUGUGCAGUUGUUCAGCUAUUAGUACAGCUAUCUAUGUUUUGGUUGCUCGGACAAUUAGCAAAGACGUUAUGGCAGCUCUUGAGACGUUCUUUAUUGGUGGCUUUUGGUCAGCAACAGUAUCGUUUGUAAGCAUAAGUAUUAUUAAACUUUAUGCAGUAUGGAGACCAUUUGAAUACAAACAACGAUUUACUAUGAAACGAUGCGUUAGGCUUAUCGCUAUGAGCUGGAUACUGUUUUUGAUAAUGGCUUCAACUACGCUGAUUGUCAAUGCUUUAGUCAAAGUACCGUUGUUGAGUAAAUGGUCCGGAUGUCAAGUGGAAACUUGCUUGAGACAUAUGUAUCGUGUCAGAAAUUCAUUUGUGGUUUUGAUGUACGCAACCACAAUUGCGGCAUAUGUUGUUAUUAUUAUUUUGAUGAAGCGAGCCCUUAUGACUACUCGUUUAAUUCGACAAAGGUCUAACAAGGAAAAACUGUAUCUAAAAAUUAGAUUUCCCAUGUGGAAAUUAUCGUUAAACGUUGGAACUUUUACAAUUCUGAACUUCUUGUACGUUCUUUGGAGCAUCAGUAUCCUGAUUCGACCAAAUCACUGUCAUUUUUUAUUGAACCUGUCAGAAAUGAUGCGUCAACUUGGAAUAAUCAGGUAUUAA